AUGUCGACACCGAGACCCAGUCCAAGAUGGUUCGCCCCGUCAUCAAUACCACCCAUCUUGCUGUUGACGGCGGUUACAUCGUUUGCGUUUAACCAUGCUCUCAUCUCUACGCAACGCAAGCAAGAUUUGCGUGAUCAUCGUAUACGCGUUGCCCUUCUUACCGAUACUAUUGGCUACAAUUCGAGGUUGUUACACCACCUAAACCCACCCUCUAAGUCCAAUUCAUCUUGGUUCGGGACCAGAACUCCAAAACAACGAGAAGUGGUGGAGGAAGAAUGGGCGAAGGGAGAAUGGGCGAAGGAAGAAAGAGCGGUGUUGAUGCGACGGUGGAGAGCGUUGGGAACGGACCCUGUGCGGGAGAAGUUGCUUCCUCAGUCAAGACAAGGAGAGUCGGUGGAGGGAGCUGAGAGGGUAUUAGAAGGAGGAGUAGGGGAGGGAAAGAGGCUGGGGCCAAAGGAGGUGACAUGGAGUGAAAUCUUCCUUGGCAGUAAAGAGAAAAGAUCAAGUUUGACGGAGCGGUGGAAGAAGGUUACAGCGGGAAUCAAAGAUUCAUUUACCCUUAACACCAACUCUACACCACCAGAAACAAGAACGACGGAAGAGGAGGAAAAGGAACUGGAACAACUGUCAAAGUUAUGGUCCAGCGCUACUAAAGAGCAAUAG
Ustilago hordei is the source of this 663-nucleotide messenger RNA. RefSeq lists its product as uncharacterized. The transcript has a single exon. Lineage: Eukaryota; Fungi; Basidiomycota; Ustilaginomycetes; Ustilaginales; Ustilaginaceae. The coding region runs from base 1 to 663 and encodes 220 amino acids. The record is from RefSeq and is a predicted model, not a curated record.